Molecule: messenger RNA, 384 nt
Organism: Puccinia graminis f. sp. tritici CRL 75-36-700-3
Lineage: Eukaryota; Fungi; Basidiomycota; Pucciniomycetes; Pucciniales; Pucciniaceae
Exons: 4
Coding region: 1-384 (127 amino acids)
Source: RefSeq, a predicted model, not a curated record
AUGGUUUACCCAUCUCAACAAUACCCUUCCCUUACGUCUAGAUAUAAGCAAACCCGCUCGGACUCGUUGCCAGAUUUAGAGGACUACAGGGAAAUGAAUAAUCAAUCCACGCGAAAAGCUGAAGUCCAAGUAAAGCCAGAGGUUUUCGGCAAGUCGCUGCCAUCCCAAGGUAAUCCCAAAGUCCAUCAGAGAUCAAUCGCGAUCAGUUCCUCCUUUCCUAGAUCCAAGUCGUUGCUCCAAGCUAAAUCCAGAGGGUUUGACCAAGUCAUCCAAGAGUAUCCAAAGUCCUCAAUUGCGCCGGGUCCUCUUCAUCGGUAUCCCUUUUUUAUUCUAGCCGCAUCCAGUAUUCAAGCCUCCCAGUAUUCAGAACUCAUUGGCGAUUAG